CUCGUAGCGCGAAGGGGGCAACCUACUGUUAGGCAACUAGUUAAGCAGCCAAUGAGCAGUCAGUCAGUCAGUCCGUCCUAAAUACAAAAAGUAUUAGGUGACAGCAGGUCCGCUCCAAACUAAAUGAAAAGCGCGAGAGAGCGGCCAGGCCGCAUUUUCAGCUUGUGUACAGUCAAGGAUUACCACGGCUCUAGGGAGGGAACCAGCGGAGGAAGGGCGGGCCCUCCUUGAGCCGCGUUUCUUGAGGAGGAAGGGGUGAGGAGCGACGGGCAAGUUUCGGUUCAGUCCCGAUCCAAGAGUAGGUACAGGCGCUCCCUUCUUGGUACCGGGUCAUGGCUCCGCCGGGAGUCUACGAAGCGGAGAAAGUGCUGCAGGCCAAAAUAGUAAUGGCAGGGGAGUCCUGCGCAGGAAAAACUUCUAUCCUGAGGCGAUACACUGAACUCUGCCCAGCCACGCUCUCGCCGCCCACUUCCUAUAUCGCCACUAUCGGCAUUGAUUUCAAAGUAAAAACAAUUUCAUUUAAUGAUACAACAAUGAAACUUCAAAUAUGGGACACUGCUGGUCAGGAGCGAUUCCAUACCUUUACUACUAGUUUUUUUCGUGGAGCACAUGGAUUUGUUCUUGUCUAUGAUAUCACAAGCACAGAAAGUUUUCAAGGAAUUGUACACUGGAUGAAGGAUAUACAUGAGAAAGCAGAUGAAAACGUAGAGAUAAUACUGUUGGGUAACAAGUGUGAUAAGGAGGCAGAACGUGUAAUUCCAAAAAACAGAGGAGAAAAGCUUGCUUGGGAAUAUGGAAUACCCUUUUUUGAAACCAGUGCUAAGGACAACAUAAACAUUGAAGAUGCCUUUUUAGUGCUAGCCAAAGAAAUACUGAACAAGAGUCCCUGUGUACUGCUUGACUUAGAUAUGGUGGACCUACAUGAAAAAGCACAAAAGAGAAAUUGCUGCAAGCUGUGAUUGGCAGUUUUGUAUUAUUUCUGAUCAUAUCAUCUAUUUUGUAUAUACCAACUCUUGAACUUUAAUAUUUUUCUCCCUUUGAGGAUACACAAAAUAUCCAGUUUUUACUGAUAUUAAUAAAACAGCAAUGCCUGUCA
Rhineura floridana is the source of this 1096-nucleotide messenger RNA. Its product is annotated as ras-related protein Rab-10-like. The record is from RefSeq and is a predicted model, not a curated record. Gene Ontology annotation, biological process: cellular response to insulin stimulus. Gene Ontology annotation, cellular component: insulin-responsive compartment; Golgi apparatus; recycling endosome. Lineage: Eukaryota; Metazoa; Chordata; Lepidosauria; Squamata; Rhineuridae. Bases 333 to 959 code for a protein of 208 amino acids. Gene Ontology annotation, molecular function: GTP binding; GTPase activity. The transcript is spliced from 6 exons.